Molecule: messenger RNA, 3258 nt
Organism: Lodderomyces theae
Lineage: Eukaryota; Fungi; Ascomycota; Pichiomycetes; Serinales; Debaryomycetaceae
Exons: 1
Coding region: 1-3258 (1085 amino acids)
Biological process (GO): nuclear-transcribed mRNA catabolic process, nonsense-mediated decay
Cellular component (GO): exon-exon junction complex; cytoplasm
Molecular function (GO): RNA binding; protein binding
Source: RefSeq, a predicted model, not a curated record
AUGACAACUGAAUUUGAUGAGCGACGGAAAGAAUUAUUGGAGCUAAACUCAAAAUCCUGGGCAGGAGAAUAUGAAUUUCCUCUUGCAACCAAGUUGGAUUCAUCAUUGAAGAAAAAUUCAACAUUCAUCAAAAAGGUCAAAACUGGACUAAACCAGGAACAAUACUCUAAUGUGUUGAAGGACAUCAGCUCCGUUUCGAUAGAGAAGUAUUUGUCAGAAGUUAUUGUAUCACUUGUGGAGGGAUUAUGCAAGGUUUCCAAAAAUGAUGAAAUCAAUGCAGCAGUGGAGGUUGUAUCUGCAUUACACCAGAGGUUUGGCAAACAGUUUACCGGUCAUUUGUUGAAUGAAAUAUUGGUUCUUUUGACGAACCCAUCGCAAGCAGAAGUGGCAGAAAAGGAAGACUCAUCUCGUUUAUCCCGACAAAAGAAUUUUAUGCGUUUGAUGGGAGAGUUUUAUAUCGUAGGUGCUUUGCAUACGGGUGCCGACUUCUUGGAUGUUUUGGACUCCAAAGUGAUUAAAGGCUUUUCGUUAGAUAAAAAGAGAAACGAACCAUUAUUGACUUUGUUGUUGAAGUAUUUACUAAACUUUGAGCUAGAACUGGGAAGGAGCUUGAGUAUAGUGCAAUCGUUUUUGAAAAGAUUUGGUCAUAUCAUCUUUAGUGACAGUGAACUAUUGCCUCUGGAUACCAGGCGUGUGCUAAAGCAAAUAUUUUACAUUUACACGGAGGCUGUCUUUGGCAUCAUGAUGAAGGUCAAAAAGCAGGUGCAAAAACUAGAUGUGCGUAACAAAAAGGCGUCCAUAAGAACUGGGCGAAUUCAGGAAGAGGAGCAAUCUGAAUUGGAUGAAAAGAUAAAGUUGUUUGAGCAAUUUAAGAAUGUUGCAACUUUUCUAUCUCACGUGUGCAACUUGCCUUUGCCAGAUGACUUGAACGAUGAAGUGGAGGAAGGACACGAGAAGGACGCCUCUGUUGAAGUGGUAAAGCUGACUGCAAGUGCUGAAGACGAUCAAUCUGGCAUUUGGGAGGACCUUAAGGAAAAAAACUUUUAUAUGGUCAUUCCGCUGUUGGGUGAGUUAUUGGAAGCCCACCCGGAAAGUUUGGAACAUAAAUCCGCGCAGUCCCAUAAAGAUGGAGAAAAGAUUCAAGAGUUCUUGGACAGAUUGAAAGAUGUUAGGGGCAACAAUUUGGAGCAGCUAGUUGUUGAGUUCAAUAAUUUGAACUUGAACAACAAAGCCACAAAGAACAGAAUUAUGCGAUUUUUCAUUGAGACGUCUACAGUGAAUAAUCUCAAGUAUUACACCCGAUUUUUGAAAAUCAACGAGCUUAAUUUAUCCGAAUUGAUUGAGGAGUUGAUUACAUAUUUGGAUAAAGGGUUCCGAUCUCAAAUCCAUCGAAAUAAGCUUAACGUGAAGAACAUUUUAUUUUUCGUCGAACUAAUCAAAUUUAAAAUGAUACCAAAGCACGUUGUGUUUCACAAAAUUCGCAGUUUGACGUUGAACAUCACCUCGACAAAUAACAUCGAAAUCUUGACUGUAUUCUAUGAACAUGUGGGAAGGUUCUUGCUACACGAUCCAGAUAGCAAGGAGUUGAUGCGAGAAAUGAUUGAUUUGCUAAGGGAAAAGCUGAAGCAGUCAAACUUGAAUGUAAAUGACAAGUUGGCCAUUAAUAAUUUGUUAAUCACCGUCGAGCCUCCAGUCACAAAAGUACAGACAUUUAGAACGGGCCCGGAGCUAUCUCCAAAACAGAUUUUUAUACAAAAAAUAUUUAGAGAGGAGUUGAAUCCAGGUACAAGGUCUCUUGUUGUGAAGCGAUUCAGGGCCAAAUUUUGUCAGCUUGGCAAUGCUGAAUACAAAACUAUGCUCGAUUGCUUCUCCAAGCCACAUUUGGUAAACUACGACAAUAUCCCUACGCUUGCAAGAAUUUUACUGGCGUUUGGAGAAAAGAACGAAUCUUUGGUCGUUUGUUCUGUUGACACUGUACUCGAAGACAUUAUUCGUGGUUUGGAAUUGAAUGACUUUAGGAUGAAUAGAACUCGAAUGGCGCAGGUAAAGUAUUUGUCAGAGCUAUAUAACUCAAAGGUGAUCAAUUUCAGGCUCAUUAAUGAUAUGUUGUACCGAAUCGUUUGCUAUGGUCAUCCUCAAAAUCGACCAUUGCCCGAAAAUUGGGAUGUUGAGAUUGACUUGCCAAAUAACUACUUCAGAGUUCAAAUGUGUUGCUUGUUGUUAUUAUCGCUUAGAUCCAUAUUUGUGGAUACUGAUGUUGGCAAAAGGAAAUCGCCAACUCGUGCUGCAAGUAUCAAGAAAAGAAAUGAUAUCAACAAGGACCUUUUGGGUGUGUUUAUGACAUUCUUUCAGUACUACAUGUACUGUAAAGAGUCGCCUUUCCCUGUGGAUGUCAGAUUCAAAUUGGAUGAUUUAUUCAAGAAAUACAAGAGCAUUGCUACAGUGAAAAGAUACGACACUAUACAAGAAGUACUUACAAGCUUGGGCGGCGCAAUGCAGAAAAGGAAGGAAGCAGAGUCUUUGUUGUUGGAGGAGGAGGAGGAGGAUGAAGUGGCAGAAAUUGAAGCGAAUAAGACAGCUAUCUCUGCAAAUGUCAGCUCAGACGAGGAUAGUGGUGCUGACGAUGAUGACAAUGAUGAUUAUGAUGAUGAUGAUGAUGACGGCGGUGAAGCAGAGGGAGACUUCGACGAGGAUGAUGAGGACGAAAGCGAUGCUGAGGAGAGUGAUGGCGAUGGCGAUAGUGACGAUGAAGAUAGUGGCGAGUCAGAGGAAGAAGAAGAAGAAGAAGAAGAAGAUGAUGAUGAUGACGAGGAUUUAUCCAGGGUUCCCUCUUCUGAAAAUAAUAUUUCAGAGGCGGAACGGGCCAGAAUUGAAGCCGAGCAGAAAUUCCAAGAGGAUUUGGAUCGAGAAUUUCAAAAAAUUAUGAUUGAGUCGUAUGGAUCAUCACAACAGCAACAACUACUGCUGCUGUUGCAGCUGCAGCUCCUGGCAACGCAACUGACUAAAGCGCCCUCUUUUAGACAGUCGCUCCCCCUUCCGAGUCAGCUUCGACUUUCAGAGAGAUCCACUGGUGGUGGCGCUACAAAGCACGGAACCGUGGCAUUUGGUUUGUUGACCAAGAAUGGCAAAAACCAAAAAAUCAAGCAACUCAAUUUACCGUCUGAUAAUGUAUUUGCUGAGUCUGUUGUUAGAGAGCAAGAAAACCGUAAACGCGACAAGGAAAGGAUUAUGAACCUUGCGUCGAGGAUGGAUGGCUGA